AUGGACCAAAUAGUCGAAUUCUUGCCAGAUGACUUGAACAACGACUUCGCAGAAGAUGAAGAGUUCCAGCAAACAUACGCCAUCAUAGCAUCAAGAUUGGAGGCAUCAAAUGAACAACCAAUGAUCGUGAUUGACACUCCUAUUGUGUCUCAGCCUCAGUUAUCAAUCCCAACACCAAAGUUUGAUGGUCAAUAUGAACAUUGGCCGAAGUUCAAGGCUAUGUUUACCGACAUUAUGAAACGAUCAAAUGUCUCAGAUGCUGUGAAAUUGCACCACCUUAACAACGCCUUGAUAGGCAGCGCUGCAGGCAUUCUUAAUGCAAGCAUCAUCAGUAGCAACAAUUUCACGAGUGCGUGGGAAAUUUUAGAGAGCCGAUAUGAAAAUCCACGCGUUAUCAUCGACAAGCACAUCAGCGGAUUACUGCAUAUGAAGCCUGUGUCCAGAGAAUCGGCAAAAAACCUCCGCGAUUUAAUAGAGAAGUGCAAGUCUCACGUCGACGGUCUUAAACACAUGGGCAAACCGGUGGACGGCACCAGCAACUUGAUCAUCAACCACAUUCUGGUAUCUUGUCUUGACAUCGAAACAAGGAAACUAUGGGAACGCACUCUGAAGGCAGGAGAAUCACCAGAGCUAAAUGCUACAUUGGAGUUCCUACGCAAACAAUGCGAAGUGUUGGAACAUUGUCUUCCCGAAACCACAUCAAAGAGCAGAGUUCCAGCUACCAGGGUGUAUACCACCACCAUUGCUCCACCGACGUACGACUGUCCGAUCUGCAAUGAACACCAUCCAAUUUUCAAAUGCCCCACAUUUCUCGGCUUAUCCACUAUGGCGAAAAGGGGAAAAAUCACCCAGCUUAAACGAUGUCACAACUGUUUUGGCAUAGGACACAUGGCAAACCAAUGCUACUCCAAAGCGACCUGCCGAAUGUGUCGCAAAAAACAUCACACGCUGCUGCACACUGACGAAAUUCCAUCAUCAAACCCGAGCAACACCUCGAAACCAUCGACUUCUGCCGGCAAGCAAUCGAGUUUACCUGCUGUGGCAUUGAACGUGAACAGUGAUUCGAUGACUACCGUGCUAUUGUCUACAGUAUUGCUGCUCAUCACUGAUCAAUAUGGCAGAGAACAUCAAGCUAGGGCCUUACUUGACAGUGGUGCUCAAUCCAACUUCAUAUCUGGCAGGCUGGCCCAACUUUUACGUUUACCUAGUCAAUCGGUAAAUAUUCCCCUGUCGGGCAUUGGUGGCAGCAUAGGAGCAAAUGUUCGUCACAAGGUCCGAGCUACCAUUCGGUCCCGCUGCUCAUCAUACUCAACAUCAGUGGAGUUCUUGAUUCUAUCAAAACCAUCCAUUGAUCUACCAAGAGAAUCCUUCAACAUUCAUAAUUGGAGCAUCCCAAACCAUUGCACCUUAGCGGAUCCCUCGUUCAACACGGCAAGCUGUAUUGACAUCAUCUUGGGAGCUGAGUACUUCUACAACCUUCUCGAAGCUGGACGCAUAUCAUUGGGCGCUGGCUAUCCUACGCUGCAAGCUACCAAAUUUGGAUGGGUAGUAAGUGGAAAUGCAACCGUUUCCAUAACAUCAUCACCAACCAUCUGUGCAGUGGCCACCCAUUCGUCAGGAUUGGAGGACUUAAUGAAACGGUUCUUCGAGAUAGAAGAUUUGAGCAGUUCUUCAAGCUGGAGUAUCGAAGAACAGGCCUGCGAAGCGUUCUACAACCAAACCACAGCACGAGAUGACGAAGGCAAAUACAUCGUACGACUUCCAAGAAAACCUGAGAUGGCUGGCACCUUAGGAGAGUCAAAAUCGAUAGCAUUGCGUCGAUUUUUGGCCAUUGAACGACGUCUGCAAAAAGAACCAGAGACAAAAAAGGCGUACAUCGAAUUCAUGGAUGAGUAUCUUCGGCUGGGCCAUAUGAGUAAAGUAAUGAAUCCCGACGCACCAGAAAGCUAUUAUCUACCGCACCAUCCAGUGUUUAAGGCGGACAGCACCACCACCAAAUGUCGCGUUGUUUUUGACGCAUCGAGCACCACCACAUCGGGAUUGUCAUUAAACGAUACUUUAAUGACUGGGCCUACCAUCCAAGAAGAUGCAUUUUCAAUUCUGUUGCGAUUCAGAACCAGAAUUGUGGCACUCACCGCAGAUGUUGCCAAGAUGUACAGGCAGGUGUGGGUACAUCCGGAAGACCGUGCCCUUCAACGAAUUAUCUGGCGAUCAUCUCCUGACAAGCCCAUCGAAGAAUAUGAAUUGAACACCGUCACCUAUGGGACAGAUUCCGCUCCAUUUUUAGCUGUCAGAUCACUGAAGCAAACUAUCGAUGACCAUGCACAGGAGUUUCCCGUCGCUGCAAAUCGUUUUAAGGACUUCUAUGUUGACGAUUUUGUGUCUGGCGAUAGUACAUCGGAAGCAGCUCAACUCUUGCAGAAUCAAAUGGAGCAUUUGUGCAAGAAAGGUGGAUUCCCUAUUCGUAAAUGGGCAUCCAAUGAACCAGCGGUCCUAUCAGACAUCGAGGAAAAGGAUUUAGCAGCGAGUCCAUUCUCAAGCACCAGCAACGAAGGAGCUUUGGCCACACUUGGACUUGUUUGGGAUCCAUCAUCAGACACCCUACGCUUCAAAAUAAACAUCCCGGAUGCAAGUGGGCCUAUCACCAAGACGAAAGUUCUUUCAUGUAUCGCUCGGAUAUAUGAUCCAUUGGGCAUAGUCGAUCCCGUAAAGGCAACAGCAAAGCAGUUCAUGCAACGAAUCUGGAGUCUAACCAAUGAGAAAUCUCAACCAAUCGGAUGGCACAAGAAACUUCCAGCAUUGAUGCAAAAGGAGUGGGAGCAGUUUCAGUCACAAUUAGACCAAUUGCGGAACCUUGAAAUUCCUCGUGUAGCAGUUGGCAAAGCAUCAUCAAAUCUGCAACUUCACCUGUUCUGUGAUGCCUCCGAAAAGGGGUUGCGCAAAUCCAACAAAUCACCGAAGGUUGCUCGUGGCGCCACAUACCCGGAGUGGAUAAUCCUGCAGACUUAG
This is a messenger RNA of Anopheles stephensi (Asian malaria mosquito), 3009 nucleotides long. RefSeq lists its product as uncharacterized. Gene Ontology annotation, biological process: proteolysis. The transcript is spliced from 2 exons. The record is from RefSeq and is a predicted model, not a curated record. Gene Ontology annotation, molecular function: aspartic-type endopeptidase activity. NCBI's taxonomy places the organism in Eukaryota, Metazoa, Arthropoda, Insecta, Diptera, Culicidae. Bases 1 to 3009 code for a protein of 1002 amino acids.